AGAGAACGGAGGGGGGCAACGGCACACAACCACCCUACGGCUCUUGCACAACACAUUCGAGAUCACGGCAGACGGAGACAUUGUCGGCUCGUGUACCACUAAAGCCGUUUGUGCCGGAUCUCCCGUUCCUCUGCCCCCGCCUUCUUUCUCCCUUCUCUCUUCACCUCAUUUCGCGAGCUUGUUCACAUCAUGCCCAUCACUAUUGCCCGCACGUUAAUUUUGAGAGCAGCGAGUCUUUCUCGCUCGCCAGCUGUCAGGAGACAGUCAACCAAAACCACCGACACCGAUAAGGUUAAGAGAAGCUUUCGAGGACAAUUAUACGACUCUACGGCUCAACGGAUACGGAAUGAAAGAGCAGCAUUGGCGGGUGCGAAGCUUCGGAGCGGGCCUGCUGAGGGGCAAGCGGGUUCCGAAAAAGCUGGCGGUACUCUCGCUGGAAUCUUUGGUGAGCCUGCUCUCGGCCGUUUACUGCCUUCCCCUGGAUUUGUAUGUCCAGGCUUUCUUCGAUCGUUCAUCCGAUUUUGGAGGAUACCUUGCUGAUUUUCUUUCAAGCUGCUGGAGCUGUCGCAACCGUUUUCUAUUACCUAGGUUCACUCUCCGUUCCUGCGCCUCCGACAAGCUCUACAUCACCGCUAAAAAAUUUUCCCUCACCAAAACAUGACCUUUCUAAGUUGAACCUUGAAGCCUCGUGGACUGAGUUUGUUGCUCUUCUCGGCCCGGAACAUGUAUCGACGGCUGAGGAAGACCUAGCCCGCCACUCAACCUCCGAAUGGUCUUCCCACCAUGGGAGCACGAAGACCCCCUUUCUCAUCGUUUACCCGUCGACAACCGAAGAGGUUUCCGGCAUUGCCAAGAUAUGCCAUCAACGCCGAAUCCCUAUGACUGCCUUCUCGGGUGGGACAUCGCUUGAAGGACAUUAUGCCCCUACUCGUGGCGGUGUCUGCGUGGAUUUCUCGCGGAUGGAUAAGAUCCUUCGGUUACAUAAAGAGGAUUUGGAUGUGGUUGUGCAGCCGGCGGUAGGAUGGGAACAUCUCAAUGACGUUCUCAGUGACGAUGGCCUUUUUUUUCCCCCGGAUCCUGGUCCGGGGGCGCAGAUUGGUGGUAUGGUGGGGACGGGUUGUAGCGGGACUAACGCUGCUAGGUAUGGUACAAUGCGGGAAUGGGUAUUAUCUCUGACGGUGGUUCUCGCUGAUGGAACUGUCAUCAAAACUCGGCAGAGACCCCGGAAGUCGAGCGCUGGCUAUGAUUUAACAAGGAUGUUCAUUGGAAGUGAGGGGACUCUGGGCUUUGUUACCGAGGCUACUUUGAAGCUUGCAGUGAAACCUGCAAGCGAAAGUGUUGCCGUUUCGAGCUUCCCUACCAUCAAGGAUGCAGCGGAGACUGUUGCGGAGGUGAUGGCUAAGGGUAUACCUAUUGCUGCGGUUGAAAUUUUGGACGAUGUCCAGAUGAAAUGUAUCAAUCAGAGCGGAAGCACGAGUAGAAGUUGGAAGGAGGAACCAACGCUGUUUUUCAAAUUUGCUGGUAGGUCUCCUGCCCUUCCGUCUCGUGCGCUAAACAGAUAUCUGAGCCUGACUUCUCCCCCGGUGAAGGAACACAGUUGGGGGUCAAAGAGCAAAUCGCUUUGGUGAGGCAAAUCGGAAAAUCACAUCGUUCUCAAUCAUUUGAGUUUGCCCGUAAUAGUGAUGAGGCCUACGAACUUUGGUCUGCAAGGAAGGAAGCACUUUGGAGUGUCAUGGCUCUUCGCCGCGACGAGAAUGAUCGGUAUGACGACUGCACUUGUCUUGAGGCUCCAUUCAUUCAUCUUUGCUAAUCUGCUUAUAGCGUUUGGACGACGGAUGUCGCGGUACCUCUCUCACGACUAGCAGAAACAAUAGAAGCCGCAAAAUCCGAUCUCAAGGCAUCCGGUCUCUUAGGCAGUAUGGUCGGUCAUGUUGGCGACGGGAAUUUUCAUUGCAUUUUAUUAUUUAACGAGAGCGAGCAGGAGGUGGCAGCUGGGGUUGUGCAUAGGAUGAUUGAACGCGCGGUGAAAAUGGAAGGGACGGUUACCGGUGAACACGGGGUUGGUCUGGUUAAGAGAGAUUAUUUGGAGGGGGAAUUGGGGGCGAGCACGGUUGACGCGAUGAGGCGAGUAAGUUUUUGCCACCUGCCACUGAUUGGAUGAGUGCUUUUUUAUUUUUUAUUUUUUACUAAUAGUACGUGUUCCAAUAUGGGGGUAGCUGAAACUUGCGUUUGACCCUCUUUGCUUGCUUAAUUGCGAUAAAGUGGUUCGUGUGGAGCCAAAGGACAAGAAAUUGGGGUGAAUAAAAAGGAAAGCAAUAUGUCAGUGAACCAAAGUAGAAGUACUUGCUUAUGCAUUGCAUAACGUGUAGCAACUAUGAUAUAUUAUUUAUGUAAUCAUUGCCCCACCUCGAAACGUUAAUGACCAGUCAGCAUCAGGCGCAGAUGUUUCGUUGAUGUUGAAUCAAGCUUUAGUGUAUCGCUUAAUUUUCAGUCUGCCAGAUCCGUGCCAACAGUCUGCCGUUUAUGGAAAUAUUGAACGGCACUAUUACCGCCGAAUCUCGGGAUGGUGGUACGAUUAGCUCGGGGAAAUACCGGCAGCAAGUGAAGGGGAGAGAGAGGGGCAGGUGGGGAUUUGUGAUUGUGAUGUCUUUUUUUUUUUUGCUUUUGAAAGGGCAAGAAACGGACUUUGGCAGCAGGUUCUGGAAGAUUCCACUAGGCAGUGGGGAAGCCCAUGCUGUAUCUUGUCAUUUCCCCUCAUCGCUGUUGUCAUCAAUAGACAGUUUCUUAUGCCACUAGGAUAUCCUUCUCAUCCGGGUAGCUGAACCAAAGAAGAACCCCUCUGGCGGACUGUUGGAUGAGCCGCGACAAGCGUACCCUUCACCGGUUGGUUCCUCUUCCGAAACUCAUCUAUUGGUAUCUUUUCGGAU
This is a messenger RNA of Tuber aestivum (summer truffle), 2927 nucleotides long. The record is from the annotation of a GenBank genome assembly. Lineage: Eukaryota; Fungi; Ascomycota; Pezizomycetes; Pezizales; Tuberaceae.